Molecule: messenger RNA, 1145 nt
Organism: Trichosurus vulpecula (common brushtail)
Lineage: Eukaryota; Metazoa; Chordata; Mammalia; Diprotodontia; Phalangeridae
Product: cyclin-dependent kinase 9-like
Exons: 1
Coding region: 24-1145 (373 amino acids)
Biological process (GO): protein phosphorylation
Cellular component (GO): nucleus
Molecular function (GO): cyclin-dependent protein serine/threonine kinase activity; ATP binding
Source: RefSeq, a predicted model, not a curated record
CGGGAGGCACCAGCGAGGCCGCCAUGGCCAAGCAGUACAACACGAUGGAAUGCCCCUUCUGCGACGAAGUGUCCAAGUACGAGAAGCUGGCCAAGAUCGGCCAGGGCACCUUCGGUGAAGUCUUCAAGGCCAAGCACCGACAGACUGGCAAGAAGGUAGCCCUGAAGAAAGUGCUGAUGGAAAAUGAAAAGGAGGGGUUUCCCAUCACUGCCUUAAGGGAAAUCAAGAUUCUCCAGCUUCUCAAACAUGAGAAUGUGGUUAACCUCAUUGAGAUCUGUAGGACCAAAGCCUCUCCCUACAACCGCUGCAAAGGCAGCAUCUACCUGGUGUUUGAUUUCUGUGAACACGACCUUGCUGGGCUGCUGAGCAAUGCACACGUCAAGUUCACUCUGUCAGAGAUCAAGAAAGCGAUGCAAAUGCUGCUCAAUGGUCUCUACUACAUCCAUCGGAACAAGAUUUUGCAUCGAGACAUGAAACCUGCUAAUGUGCUCAUCACCCGGGAUGGGGUCCUGAAGUUGGCUGACUUUGGUUUGGCCCGGGCUUUCAGUCUGGUCAAGAACAGCCAGACAAACCGCUACACUAACAGAGUGGUGACGCUCUGGUACCGGCCCCCAGAGCUGCUGCUUGGAGAGCGUGACUAUGGCCCCCCAAUAGACCUUUGGGGUGCAGGCUGCAUCAUGGUUCAGAUGUGGACCCGUAGCCCUAUUAUGCAGGGUAACACGGAGCAGCACCAGCUGACCCUCAUCAGUCAGCUCUGUGGCUCCAUUACCCCAGAGGUGUGGCCCAAUGUGGAUAAAUAUGAGCUGUAUGAGAAACUGGACCUGCCUAAAGGACAGAAACGGAAGGUAAAAGAGCUACUCAAAGCCUACGUCAAGGACCCUAAUGCACUGGACCUAAUUGACAAACUGCUGGUACUGGACCCCACCCAGCGUAUUGACAGUGAUGAUGCUCUCAACCAUGACUUCUUCUGGUCAGAACCCAUGCCCUCGGACCUCAAGAACAUGCUCUCCACUCACAGCACUUCCAUGUUUGAGUACCUGGCUCCACCCCCACGGAGAGGUGGUGGGCACAUGCCCCAGCAGCCAGCCAAUCAGAGCCGAAACCCAGCAGCCACUAAUCAGACAGCGUUUGACAGAGUAUUCUAA